Messenger RNA from Xyrichtys novacula (pearly razorfish), 5661 nucleotides. The record is from the annotation of a GenBank genome assembly. Lineage: Eukaryota; Metazoa; Chordata; Actinopteri; Labriformes; Labridae.
CGCAGUGAGUCGGGUCUACGGAUCUCGCAUGUUAGCGUGAGAACAACAACAAAGAGCUGGAGGGUGAGGUUCAUCACGAUCACUCUCAGGAGUGGAUGGCACUAGAAGAGCAACAAAAUGAUUUUAAUUCAAAUGAACAGAUUUAGAUUAAAAAAUGAAAAAAAUAUCUAUUUUUGGUCGCAUUACGUGACAGUUCCACAAAGCUUCUCAUUCAUGUUGUGUUCCUCUGCAGACAUGAACACAGAAUCCCUUAUGCAGUCCCCCCUCUAUUCCCCAUACAAGAGUGGGUUUUAAUAAAUGAACAUAUAACCCUACAUUUGCAAACAGUGAAAACAGCAGUCUAAAUGUGGCAAUACAUGGUCAAGUGUUGCCCACUAAAAGUAAAUAAAGCCAGAGCCGGCCCAAGCCUUAAUGGGGCCCUAAGCAAAAUUUGAUUUUGGGACCCUUUAUUUCUGCCAAUAAUAUUGAUUGUUGAUCAUUCACACACCUUCACAAAUCUCUUUCCAUGACAUACAAACAUACCUUUAUCUUGGUGUUUUUUCUCUUCUUCCUCUUUCUUUUCUGUGCUCCUGAAGGAUAUGUCCUUUUUUACAACAUUGUUUUGUCCCACAACUACCUGCGCCACAGCAGAAGGCACAUAACGGUAGCGGAGCUUUGACAUAUCGGCAGUAAGAAUCAUAUGCCUACAUCAGCAGCAGCACUAAAAUGUUUUUUAUUUUAUUUUAUUUUUACAAUAAUAUAUAUUUGCUCAUCAGAAGUAAAAAAUAUUGUUAUAAUUUUUUUGAUUGUUCUUGGGGGGCCCCUCCUGGCCACGGGGCCCUAAGCAGGCGCUUAGUUCGCUUUUGCCUAGGGCCGGCUCUGGAUAUAGCAUUUUUUAAAAAUCUAUACUGUAGAAAUGGCUUUUAAUAUGUGAUUUAUCAGCAAAAAUGACAGCACCAAAAGAUACUUCUAUAUAUCCCUUUCUUAUCCUUUUCACUUGUAUUUGAAUGACUUGUACAAUAUUUGGUUGACUUGGGCCUAAUCAUGGCCUUUUUAAAUGCAAACUAGUGAAUCUACUGCAUUGUGUGUAGUUUGUCAAACAAACCUCUCCCACCUCACACUUACUACACUGUAGAGUAGAGGUGGGCAAACUAAGGCCUGGGGGCCACAUUCAGCCUGAUUUACAAUUUCAUCCGGCCCGCAGAGCUGUUACAAAAAAGGAUUAUAAUUACCACAUAAUUAUUAUAAUCAUAAUAAACUUUAUUUGUAUAGCACCUUUCUAGAAAAGGUGCUAUAUUUAAAAAAAGGGUGAGACAAAAAGACAUAAAAAUCAACAAAAAGUACACUAGUAGCCAAAGUCCUGGUAAUACAAAGGCAAGUGUAAACAAAGGGGUUUUCAACAGCUUCUUGAAAGUGUCCAAAGUCCUUUGUUCUCGUGGGAGAGAGUUCAAAAGUUUCGGUGCAAAAAACUCAAAUGCACAGUCUCCUUUAGUUCGUAGUCUGGUCCAGGGAACAACCAGCAAACCCUGAUCAGAGGAUUUUAGAGUCUCUGAUGAGGUCUCUGAUAUAUGCUGGAGCUUGUCCAUGCAAAGCUCUAAACACAAGAACAAGUAAUUUAACAGUAUAUGUAACACUGUUGAUCAGCAAAGGUUUAUUCAAUAAUGCAGCCCUUUCAGUAUACUGUUUGAUGGGCUACCUGUGCCAAAUCAAUAACAACCCACAUAGCUUGCACCCAAUCCACACAUAUUUUAAAUACAGCAAAGUAAUGCACUAUAUUGAUAUCUUUGUUAACAAUCUGUUAACGCUGUCCUCUGAAUUUGCGAAUCACAAAUCUGUUAUCGUAGCGUUUUAUGUAAGGCCAUGUGAGUAAUAGUUCAUGUUGCUCCCCUGUUCAAGAAAACAACUUUAAAGAUUUAAUCAUGAAAUGCAAAGACUUAACACUAGAUGGCACCACAGAUAAAUGUAUUUGAAUGACAUCAAUAUGAACUCUGGCUGCAGCAGUAAACACAUCUCAAAACACAAGCCUUUUCUGCAGCCCUACACACCUCCUUUUAUAACACCCUGUUCAUAGUACAGAGCAUGUUACCACAUGUCAGCCAAUCAUGCUGUCGAAGGAGGUGCUCCCCCUACUCUUUCUUUCAAGGUGUGAAAAAAAUCCCUGCUAUAUUGCGUAACAUACUCAAUAGCUCAGCUGACACUUUGGAGCUGGAUUGCCUUCCCAACAAAAGUGGAUUUGGGUAAGUAUUAAUAAUCUCUGUUAGCUCAUGAAACGUAAAAACAGCCAUGAAAUGUGUUUUGCUGAAACAUUUUGUACUAUAAGACUCACUGUCAAAGUCUUAGUAGGUACAUGUGGGUGUGAAGGCAGCUUUUCAACUACUGCUGAGCAACCUUUGCAUAACCACAGUGUUUUCCACAUUGUUCUGGUCAAUGUAUGACAACAAAUUCUGUCACCUGUUUGAAUUUUUGGUGUUCUGGUGACUCUUAAAUCAGGUCAAGGUGGAGCCAGCUCUAAUAUUGAUAAACGUACAUUUAUUUUGCCCAGACAAACAGUUUUGUUUGACAUCAGACUCCUCAUGAAAUGUUUUUGUCCGCCAAACAGAACAAUGAAUGACUGAGAGAUUAGAGUGAGAUGUAGAGUACCUUCAAGGUCAACUGCACUAAGAUUUUAUUACUAUAAACAACAUUGCACUGAACACGAAAAGCGUUUUUCUAUUGUUUUUUAUUACCUUCUGUUUUAACUGCAUAUGUCAUUUUAAUUGAUUAUACAGAUAUAAUGUGAAUAAAUACAGUUUAAUGGAUCAGACAAAACACUGUUGCAACCCUGAAUAAUUGGUCAGAUUCUGUGUUUGCUAUUUUUUUUCCAGGAAGUUUAAUGUUGCUUUAGUUUCUUUAUGUGUGUUUCAUAAGAAAUUUUUUGAUCAACUUCAAUGUCAACUUCAUGACAGUCACGUGUUGUUUUUCAGGCCUUAAAGAGACAUCAGUAUGAAGGUGCCUCAUCUGUCACUGAUUACCCUUGCUCUACUUGUGAUUCAACUAUCCAGUGCAUCAGGGGGCAAAAUCCUGGUGUUCCCAUUGGAUGGAAGCCACUGGGUAAACAUGAAAGUACUCGUAGAGGAGCUGCAUGCCAAAGGUCAUGAGGUCACCGUAGUGCGAACAUCAGAUAGCUGGUACAUCACUGAAAAGUCCCCUCUUUACACCUCCAUCACGCUUUCUGGGCCUAAUAGAUUUGAGGAAAAUUUUGACACCUUUCUGCAUCAACAGCUGGAAAUCCGUCUUCAGAAUAAACAUCCAUCUCGGUGGUCUCGCUUUUGGACUCGUGUGCAGAUUCAACGGUUGGUUGUGUACCAGUUCUCUCAGUUCCAUAAGGGCAUGAGUGAAAUGGUCUCUCAGAUGUUUGAGGAUGAAAACUUGAUGAAGUCUUUGCGUGAAGCCAAGUAUGACUUGGUUUUGACCGACCCGGGCAUUGGUGGAGGAGCCAUGCUGGCACGUUGGCUCCAAGUUCCUCUUGUUUUCAACGUCAGAUGGACCAUUCAAGGUGAAGCUCAUUUACUUAUCGCACCUUCACCUCUGUCAUAUGUCCCUUUCACUGCAACAGAGUUCACAGAUAAGAUGACCUUCUUCCAAAGAGUGAGCAAUGUUUUACGUUAUGUCCUUGGUAUGUACACGAUGUCACAGAUUACAGAGCCUCAUUAUAAACCGCUGGUGAAGAAGUACUUUGGUCCUGAUGUGGAUUACUCAACUUUUUUCCUUGACGCAGACAUCUGGCUUAUGAGGAAUGAUUUUAUUUUUGAAUAUCCACGUCCAACGAUGCCAAAUAUUGUCUACAUGGGUGGCUUUCAGUGCAAGCCUCCAAAGCCACUCCCUGCAGACCUGGAGGAGUUUGUUGAGAGCUCUGGUGACCAUGGGGUCAUUGUGAUGACAUUAGGAACUUUAAUUGCAGAGCUUCCACUAGAUCUAACUGAGGAGAUUGCUGCUGCCUUUGCUCUGCUGCCUCAGAAGGUUAUAUGGAGGUACACUGGACAAAGACCAGCCACCUUGGGGAAUAACACACGACUGGUGGACUGGCUACCACAGAAAGACCUCCUAGGACAUCCAAAAACUAAAGUGUUUGUUACACAUGGAGGCACUAAUGGGGUUCAGGAGGCAAUUUACUUUGGAGUGCCUGUAGUUGGACUUCCUUUGUUCUUUGAUCAGCCUGACAACCUGUCCAGAAUCCGAGCAAAGGGGGGAGCAAUGAUUGUUGAUAUCGCUGUGCUUGAUAGACAGAUGUUUGCAGAUGCCUUGAUGGCAGUUCUCUAUAAUCCCUCUUUUAGGGAAAACAUGCAGACUCUCUCCAGACUGCACAGAGAUCAGCCCAUGAAGCCUCUGGACCGGGCGGUGUUUUGGAUAGAAUAUGUCAUCAGACAUAAAGGAGCCCGUCAUCUGCAGACGCAGUCCUACAAAAUGUCUUGGUUUGUUUAUAACUCUGUAGAUGUUAUCGCUGCUUUGUUAGCACUUAUCUUCCUUGUAGUGUUUAUCUGUAUUUUCAUUGUGAAGUUACUGUGGAGGAUUAUUUUUACUGGGAAAAAAGUCAAAAAUGAAUGAUGUGAAAAAAAUUGUGUUUGAAAUAAAGGAAAAAAAAACCCCUCCAAUAAAUCUGUGCAUGUGGCAACAUGUGUGAUGCAUUUUGAACUUGCCAUCACCUCAUCAAUAUAAAGGAAAAAAGGACGCUGAUCAACACUAACAGCUUUAAUUUAGACUGGAAACAAGACUGGUCAUAAAGUAGUGUUAUUUAAGACACGAGAGCGGAAACACAGAUAAGAGUAUUUGAUAGGUAGAGUGCCCACUGUGAAAACAUCUCUUUCCGGAAUAGAACAAAUGUUUUAAGUCAGGGGUUUGUCAGUUUUUAAAACGUAUUUAUUUUGAAGAUAUUUCAGCCCUAAGUUUUGAACUGUUAGGCAUACUGUAGUAUGUGGUGUGGCUGACUUGACUGACAGGCAGGCACAUUGCAGCUGCUGAGACUGAGGGCCCAUCUCAGCUUCACCUCUUAGCAACUGAAAGGGAGUCAGCAUUUCUAAGAAAGCAGCCCUGUUUGUUCGGCAUCAAGACUUUGCUUCAGUUACUAACAGGUGACAUCACUGAGACUACGUUCAUGUUUUGAUAGUUUUUAGUCUCAACACAGAGAUUCAUAAAACAAAAGUACAAAACCAAACUGAAUAAGAUAACAUAAAAUCUAACAUGAUCAAGCAUAAUUUCUUUAGCAAUGGAUACAAUAAUGUGUAUAGUAUGUGAGGAAUAGAAUUAACAAUAUUGGCACAACUUUAAUCCAUCAAAUUGACAAAUACAUAAUUAUCUAAUCAUCUGUACAGAAUUUGAUGAGGAUUCACUUGGUUUGUCACUGCAACAAAGUUAUAAUAUAGAUAAUUUAUAAUUCAAAGUUAAAUGCACUUGUAGUACUUCUGUAAACUUUCACUUUUUACAGUGUACCUCAUUGUGGCAUUUUAUUUUGUGAUGCAGUAAGUGACAGGACAGGUUGCAAGAGACACGACAGUCUUUUAUCACAAGUCAUGUCAAAAAAUGCAGUAUACCAGUACAAAACCAAAAAAUUCAGCAUUAACAAUAUUCAUACAGAUAAGUGUUUCUUUGACACAAAACAUUUUAACAAAAUAGCUGAAAUGAAAACAGAAAGUAUCUAUCAAACCC